Mytilus californianus (California mussel) is the source of this 1835-nucleotide messenger RNA. RefSeq lists its product as uncharacterized. Lineage: Eukaryota; Metazoa; Mollusca; Bivalvia; Mytilida; Mytilidae. The transcript has 5 exons. The record is from RefSeq and is a predicted model, not a curated record. Bases 122 to 1222 code for a protein of 366 amino acids.
UCUCCCCUUCAAAACGCGCCGUAUUUUCGAUUUGGACAGAAAAUGACAACAAAUAUAUGUAAGUUGUUAGUUGAAGAUUGUUCAACUUAUUACAACUAGGUGCAGUAAAUUAUUAGCAGACAUGACAGAAGAGAGUGAUCAAGAGAACUUGAAUCAAUGUUAUUGUGAUAGUAACUCGAGUGAUAAUGGGCAGUUUCAGUCUGGGCUGCCACAAAACAGAACGUGCAAAUGGACCAUUUUGGACCUACGAACAGUUGGUCUUUUCUACUACAAUGAAUCUACACCUGUCAUAACCCUACUAGACAUGAUUACCAGUCAAACAGGGAUGUUUGAACAGUUAUCUUUUGAACAAAAGCAAGUCGUCCAAAGUCUUCAGAGAAAUAUAACUUUUAAUUACUCUAUGGAUGACAUAACUUUUGGUGAUGACUGUUUGAGUGAAACCCAAGAAAAUUUGAACAUAAUCAAACAGGAGGAUGUUGUGCUUGCAGAAGACUUUCUAAGAAAUACAGUUCUGAUGGUACAUUCAGGGAUGCUACGAUCUCAACCAGACAAAGUAUCAAAAGGAGUGUUUAUAGAUUUGUUCAACUCUUUUGUAAAGAUGUGUGGCUUAAUUCCUGUAAGUGGUACCGAGUGGAGGUCAAAACAAAACAUUCUCCAGAGUGAAGUAUUGUCAGAACCAGAUGUUAUACUUACUACUGCAGACUCAUUGGAAUCGAUCGUCUUUCCAUUAAGUGCAGUAUCUGUAGUAUCUAUUGUGGACAUUUUAGAGGAUGAAAACAUGUCUGCACAAUUGAAUGGUCAUGAUGUGAAAUUUGAAUACCCAGAGAGAACAAGAACGAGAAGAAGUAUAUCUUCAUGCUCUAUGUCAAGUGACGAAUCUGACGAGGAACCUGUUAUAUACGGAAGAAUAAGAGAGAAAGUACUCUGUCAGCAUGCUGGGGAUCUACUGAUGCAUACACUUGAACAUAACAAAUGGAGAAAUAAAUUUGACUGUAAAACAAAAAAGUCAAAGUACCGACCUGGAAUUAUUGUUGUAGGAACACAGGUUACAUUCACUCUUUUGGACUACAGUUUUGAUCAUCACAGAGAAUUAAAAUCUGGAGGUGUUGAAAGGGAAAGAAGUUAUAUAUACUACUCAGAACCAAUGGAUAUUUUAAAGAAAGAAGAGCGGGAUUUAUUGCUUGAGGCAUUAGUUAGAAUGAGAAAUACUGUAGAUAGUUGAGAUUCUUCUACCAUUGAGAACAAAAGCAUUUAAGGUUUUUGUACACAAAUUACCUAAUGCCAAGUUGACUGUUUUGCUGACUAUGCAUUUCUUCUUAAUUGUUGGAGAAGAACUAUGGUUUACGCCCAAAGCUGAGCACAAUACAAGCAAUCAUCUUUGUUUCAAAUUCAGUUGAAUUUAAGAAAUGGUAUUUUUACUUUAUUGCAAACCAGAUGAAAAAGACCAAAAUUGUGAUUUUAUGCAAAAUAAUGAUCAUUUUUUAAUGAAAGAGUUGAAGUCUCAAUGUGUUUGAUUUCAUAUCAGAAUAUCUGAUUAUGUUCAAAAAUGCUGUGAUUGAAUGGCUAUCAUUGUCAGGAGAUGGGAGUGCUGUGAUUGAAUGGCUAUCAUUGUCAGGAGAUGGGAAUGAUGUGAAUAGUUUUUAUUCUUGGGUAAAACAUUUAUUUAUUUAUUUUUGAUUUUGAUUUGAAAAAGAAGACAUAUUUUUCUACUGUUAGAACAAAACCAAAUUAUCAUUUCACAUGAAAAUGUAAGAACAAAUAUACCCACUGUGUGUAUAAUGAAUUAAGGUAUUAAUCAGCAUCAUUAUAUAGCUGUAUUAAAUAUAAGUACUCUC